AUGAUACUGAUACCCUCCAUUCAACUGAGCACGGAAGUGAGAGGGCCAGGUCAUGUCGCCCUCGUACCAAUGAACUCUGUGCGGGACAGCUGUCAGAGUUCAAUGGAGAACCCUGUGGCGUUGGCGGUGAGAAGCGCUACUGGUAGCUUGAGCGCAACGCAGGUGGCCUCGCGCACACACGGGGCGCGAUGGUGCCAUUCAUUGGCACAGCAACCAGGUGGCCAAUGUGUAGCAGGCUUGCAGUUGUAUGCCAAAGUGGUUGCGCCCGCCUUCUCAUUUGGCACAGUCAAUGUGACGCUGUGCGUGUGGUGGUAUAUCGUGAAAGAGGGGGAUGGUUGGAGCACCGAGGCAGCUCUAGAUAGCCGCAUGCAGAGAGCAUUACUAGGCAAGACGUAG
Molecule: messenger RNA, 396 nt
Organism: Akanthomyces muscarius
Lineage: Eukaryota; Fungi; Ascomycota; Sordariomycetes; Hypocreales; Cordycipitaceae
Exons: 5
Coding region: 1-396 (131 amino acids)
Source: RefSeq, a predicted model, not a curated record